Messenger RNA from Oikopleura dioica, 1200 nucleotides. Lineage: Eukaryota; Metazoa; Chordata; Appendicularia; Copelata; Oikopleuridae. The record is from the annotation of a GenBank genome assembly.
AUGAACCGUGGCCAGCUUAUCGCUUCACUCCUCAAGUCAAAGCUCGGUUCAAACGAGACAGCUGGAAUGAGCUACGGUUACACUGGCUAUCCCGACUCGGCCUAUGGAACAGCAUCGCGAGGAAGCAAUUACUACUCCGGCGUUUAUAAUAACUCCUCAUCGUCGUAUCCUAGCUCGAGUCUUAUCAAUUCUUCCCCCACAGGAGGCCUCGCAGCUUCGUCACAGUAUGCAGCUUUUGCCCAGUCUGGCUACCCGCCACUUGGAUUCACGGACAACCCAUUCGAUAGUGGGCUCCUGCCAGACUCAAAGGGCAAAAAGAAGAAGAUGCGAAAACCACGAACGAUUUACAGUUCACUUCAACUCCAGGAGCUGAACAAACGCUUCAAUCAAACGCAAUAUCUGGCAUUGCCGGAACGUGCUGAGCUGGCCGCUUCGCUCGGGCUCACACAGACACAGGUCAAAAUCUGGUUUCAAAACAGACGAUCCAAAUACAAAAAGCUGAUGAAGCAAGGAGGAGUUUCAGUCAAAGUCGAAAAUGAUGGUGGAAGUGGCGCUGGAUCUGAUAAUGAAGGCGGACCUAAUGGUGAUGAUGAUGAGGAAGAUCAGUCUGAACACUCCUCCCCCAACGCCUCUUCUCUUCUGAAUCAAUCCAACGGUCUCAUGCCCCGCUCACCCGGCUCCAACCUCGGCGUCCCGUCAAUGCCCUCUGGAUCACCAACAGCCGGUCUCCCUGGCCUGACAGCAUCAGCAACAGCUUCUCGUUUGGAACAAGAAGCUCUCCAGCACCAAGUUCAAUCAGAAGCUGUUUCUGCCAGUGUCGCCGGUGUUCUCGCCAAUGGCUUGAGUUCCACGCACGUUCCUACCGUCACCUCUCCCGACAGUCAUGCCGACAACUCGCCUACCUAUUCGGCUACAGCGGCUAGCACCGGCAUCCCCACGCUUACUGGUAGCAUCGCCAAUCAAAUCAGCGACUCUGGAUUGACCGGAUCAGUUGCGGCUCUCCUGACGCAUCGUCAAUCGACUCAAAAUCCUUCAUCUCCACAUCCGCCGCGCUCAACCCUGCCAGCCUCCUUCCCAGUUCCUACACCUCCUCAGUGGACUUCUCCUCCCACGCGGUGGGCGGCCUCCCGACGAGUCUGUCCUGGGCGGCUGGCUGGCCCCAACAAGCUUAUUACAAGCAAUAAGAAGGAGCUACAAUAA